Messenger RNA from Gymnogyps californianus (California condor), 2218 nucleotides. RefSeq names its product 5-aminoimidazole-4-carboxamide ribonucleotide formyltransferase/IMP cyclohydrolase (gene ATIC). Gene Ontology annotation, molecular function: phosphoribosylaminoimidazolecarboxamide formyltransferase activity; IMP cyclohydrolase activity. The coding region runs from base 28 to 1809 and encodes 593 amino acids. Gene Ontology annotation, cellular component: cytosol. Gene Ontology annotation, biological process: 'de novo' IMP biosynthetic process. Lineage: Eukaryota; Metazoa; Chordata; Aves; Accipitriformes; Cathartidae. The record is from RefSeq and is a predicted model, not a curated record. The transcript is spliced from 16 exons.
CGCCAGCCCGCACCCACCGACGGCGCCAUGGCCGCCCGGCAGCAGCUCGCUUUACUCAGCGUCUCUGACAAGACCAGCCUGGUGGAAUUUGCAAAGAGUCUGAAUGCUCUUGGCCUGGGUUUAAUUGCCUCUGGAGGAACAGCCAAAUCCCUGAGAGAUGCUGGCUUGCCUGUCAGAGAUGUUUCGGACCUGACAGGGUUCCCUGAGAUGUUAGGUGGACGUGUGAAAACCCUUCAUCCUGCAGUCCAUGCUGGCAUCUUGGCUCGCAAUAUUCCAGAAGAUAAUGCUGAUAUGAACAAACAGGAUUUCAGCCUUGUAAGAGUUGUAGUGUGUAACCUCUACCCCUUUGUGAAGACCGUGUCUUCUCCAGAUGUCACUGUACAAGAGGCAGUGGAAAAGAUUGAUAUUGGAGGAGUUGCCUUGCUGCGGGCAGCUGCCAAGAACCAUGCUCGCGUGACAGUUGUGUGUGACCCUGCAGACUACUCUGCAGUAGCUAAAGAGAUGGCGACGUCAAGGGACAAAGACACUUCCAUGGAAACCAGGCGUCACCUUGCACUGAAGGCUUUCACCCACACUGCUCAGUACGAUGCAGCCAUCUCUGACUACUUUAGGAAAGAGUACAGCAAGGGGGUGUCCCAGCUGCCCCUGAGGUACGGCAUGAAUCCUCACCAGAGUCCUGCGCAGCUCUACACCAUGAGAUCCAAACUUCCCCUGACAGUGGUGAAUGGCUCUCCAGGGUUCAUCAACCUGUGUGAUGCUCUCAAUGCCUGGCAGCUGGUGAAGGAACUCAAGCAGGCAUUAGGCAUUCCUGCUGCAGCCUCCUUCAAACACGUCAGUCCUGCAGGUGCUGCUGUUGGAAUACCUCUCAGCGAAGAGGAGGCACAAGUCUGCAUGGUGCAUGACUUCCACAAGACCUUAACGCCCUUAGCGUCUGCCUACGCACGAAGCAGAGGUGCUGAUCGGAUGUCGUCUUUUGGUGACUUUAUUGCCCUGUCUGAUAUCUGCGAUGUGGCUACUGCCAAGAUUAUUUCCAGAGAGGUAUCUGAUGGUGUGGUAGCUCCUGGCUAUGAGGAAGAAGCUCUCAAAAUCCUUGCCAAAAAGAAGAAUGGUGGUUACUGUGUCCUCCAGAUGGAUCCCCAUUAUGAGCCAGAUGACAGUGAGAUUCGAACCCUCUAUGGAUUGCAUCUGAUGCAGAAGAGGAACAAUGCAGUCAUCGACCGGUCAUUGUUCAAGAACAUUGUUACAAAGAAUAAAAACCUGCCUGAGUCUGCUGUCCGAGACCUGAUUGUUGCCAGCAUCGCUGUCAAAUAUACCCAGUCCAAUUCAGUUUGCUACGCCAAGGAUGGGCAGGUCAUAGGUAUUGGAGCCGGCCAGCAGUCCCGGAUCCACUGCACGCGUCUGGCUGGUGACAAGGCAAACAACUGGUGGCUCCGGCACCACCCACGCGUGCUCUCCAUGAAGUUCAAAGCGGGUGUGAAGAGAGCAGAGAUCUCCAACGCCAUUGAUCAGUAUGUCACUGGGACCAUUGGUGAGGAUGAAGACCUGGUGAAAUGGCAGGCGAUGUUUGAAGAGGUGCCUGCGCAAUUAACGGAAGCGGAGAAGAAGCAGUGGAUUGCCAAGCUGACUGCUGUCUCCCUCAGCUCCGAUGCGUUCUUCCCUUUUAGGGAUAACGUCGACAGAGCUAAACGGAGCGGAGUACAGUUCAUCGCUGCCCCAUCUGGCUCGGCUGCCGACGAGGUUGUGAUCGAAGCUUGCAAUGAGCUGGGGAUAACUCUCAUUCACACCAAUCUUCGGCUGUUUCAUCACUGAGUUUGCCGUGGGCUGUUGUGGUCCCUCUUUGGUCACAGUCUCACCAGCAGCAGUGACUGGAAUAUCACCAGCUUAAUUAGGAGGCACCUGCCGUCUGUGCUUAGCGAGUGUUCCUAAGAUCUGUAAAUGAGAUCUUUCCCUGUGUUAACAGAGAAUGAAGGUGCAAGAAGUUGGCCUUCAAUGUAGAAAUAAGUCUCUCUUGCAAAUAAACAUACGGUUCCUAGCUAUGUGGACUCUGUAGUCUUGUGUCAUCCAAAUACUGUGUCCUCAGGAAAAAAGGUUUAUUUUUGAGGUAAAUUUUGUGGUCCAAACUGUACUAAUUCAUUAGAAGGCCUAUGGAAUGGUGUGAAAGCCUGGCUUAUGCCCAACUUCUUAAUGAACUGAUAAAAAUCUGUGUUGUAAACUGAAC